CCACUCCAAACUCGCAUAUUUGGAUAUAAGAAUCGUCGCCGACAUCGUACGACGAGGCAGUCUACGACGAGGUUUGAGAGCGCAGUUGACUGAGACCUCUCCUUCCCUCGAGUGGCAUCAUAUUCGGGUGUCUUGAUAUCGACCCAAGAGGACAGACUUGACAGGCUGACUGCAUCCCAUGGACAAGACAUUUGUGGGCGACUUUGGGCUUGGCGAUGCGACCAACAUGUUUCCGUUCACCCCGGCCACGGGUGGAAACCUCAACAGCAGCAGCACCAUACCAUCGAACACGGUCAUGAAUCCGCUCAUGGCAAGUCAAAUGAACCCCAUCAUGGGCGGCAAUCCAGGGAUGAACAUGGGGCAAUACAAUACCGCAUACCAGAUGGGAAACAUGGGCAACAUGUUCAUGCCACCUGGGUACAACAAUGGCGGCGUCCCGGACGACUUGACAGGCACAGGUGGCGCGCCGCUCGACUUUCCCGACGAGUUCAAUCCCCAAUCGACCGCCUCCGCCGCCGCAAACAUGAUGGGCACUCCCAACAUGCACCUGAACAACUCCAUGCUCAUGAACAACAACCCCAUGAUGAUGCUAAACGGUGCGAACCAGUUCAACCACCCGAACGGGUUCCAGCAGAUGAUGGGCACGAAUCCCGCGGCCAUGUUUGGCAUGAUGACGCCGCAGCAGCAGCAAUUUUUCCGGCAGCAGCAGCAGCAGCAGUUUGCGCAGCAGCAAAUGAUGCAGGCGCGGAUGAUGGCGGCGCAGGCGGCCAACGCGCAACAGCAGCAGAUACAACACCAGCAACUUGACCAAGUCCCUAUUACGUGGCAGUCGGAGAAGGCCGACACGACCAUCCGCCACGAAGUCAUCAACAAGAUUGUGGCGUUCCUGCGCAACCAAAAGCCCAAUGCACCCGUGGACUGGAUCCGCAGACUGCCCCAGAUGGCCAAGAAGCUCGAAGAAAAACUGUAUCGCAGCGCCAAAUCCAAAGACGAGUACAUGAACGAAACGACGCUCAAGGCGCGGCUGCAGGUGGUCGCGCGCAGCUUUCACGCCCAGCGGAACCCCCACACGCCCCCGGAGCUGGCCGGGUUUUGCCAACAGGUGGCGCUCAUCACGGCCAAACUGCCGGCGGACGCGGCGCUAGAGUACCACAAGAACGUGCAAAACAUGCUCACAAACCAGGACAGCUACAAGCAAGGGCUGGUGAACCAGCAGCAGCGGCUGCUUCUGUUGCGCCACGCCAUGUGGUGCCGCGAGUCGGCCAAGUGUAAAGCCACGCCCCAGUGCACCGAGAUGAAGGCGCUGUGGGGACACAUCGGGCUGUGCCCGAAUAUGACGUCGUGCCCCGUGGAGCACUGCAUCAGCUCCAAGUUUGUGCUAAGUCACUUCCACCAGUGCUCCAACUCGCAGUGCAUCGUGUGCAGCGUGGUGCGGCAGCCCAUCGAGGCCAAGGACGCCAAUGGAGGACUCAUCAUGGACCCCCAUCAAGCCAUGCAUAAGCUCAACUCGCUCAAGAGAUCUUCGGCAGAUAUCAACACUGGGCCAACUGUUGUAGCCCCACCAGUAGCUGUCAUCCCCAACAUCCCAACCGCUCAACCGAUUCCAGGACCGUCCACGAUCCCUCCAGGCGGCCAGCAAUUCGCGACGCAGAUGGCCAUGAUUCAGCAAAAGUUCAAGGACUGGAGCAUGGCGCAGCUGCAAGAGCACAGCAAGAAGCUGCAAGUGUGGGCCGAGCAGCUGAAAAGCCAGAUCCAGAUGCUCACGGUCGAGUGCACCAAGCAAGUGGAGCUGUUUCGGAUGGCGCUGGACCCAGCAGCCAAGGUGCAGUAUCACUCACAAGCUGAGGAACUGCAGAAACAGCUCAAGGAACUCAAAGCCAAGCUGUCCCGGUGCGCCCAUCAGCACAAGAUCAUGGCAUUUACCAUCAACGGACGCCAGACGCCGCCACGUCAUCCCACGUCGUUUGAGUCUGCAGAAUCCAUGCAAAACCUACUGCUCAAAUCGACCAAUCAGCACAUUCCCAUGCUUGAAACGUCUCUGAUACAAAACACGCCCGUACUAGAACUGCCGGUCAAAGACGAGCACCCGCCCGACAAAAAGAUCAAACUGGACCCGAGUCCUCCUCCUACUAGUAGUACUACUACUAGUACUACUCCUGCCGUCAAAGCCGAGCCAACUCCACCACCGCCACCGCCUGCUUCAUCGGGCACGUGCAUGUUGCCGCAGAUGACCAACGCCGAGAUCCGCGCGCACGUUCAGUCGCUCCAGCAAAGCCACUGCGCUUCGCUAACAGUCGCGCAGCUCAAGAAGAAGCUGGACCCGAUCCUGAAGAACAUGAUGGAGCACAAGUUUGGGUGGGUAUUUAGCACGCCCGUGGACCCGGUGGCCCUGGGCAUCCCCGACUACUUCCACGUGAUCAAGCGCCCGAUGGACUUUGGCACGAUCAAGAAGAAGCUCGAGGGAAACGUGUACAAGCACAUGUACCCGUUCGCGGCGGACGUCCGGCUCACGUUUGGAAACGCCAUGACGUUCAAUAACGAGGGCGAGGAAGUGUACUCGCUAGCGAGUGACAUGCUCAAGGACUUCAACUGCGAAAUGGCCAAACUCGAGGCGGAAAUCGGCGCCGACGAGGCGGCCGCGCGGGCCAAGGACGGCGCGUGCCAGCUGUGCGGGUCGGAAGGGCUCGUGUUCGAACCGGCUAUCUUGUACUGCAACGGCGACUGCAACUCCAAGAUCCGGCGCAACAACUACUACUUUUGCUCCCCCGACAACAAGUUUCACUGCUGUGUGGCAUGCCACCCCGGCCUCCCCGACACGAUCACGAAGCCGGCGGAUGGCGGCGGCCCGCCCUACAUCAAGGCUGAACUCUGUCGCAAGAAGAACGACGACGUGCACGAAGAGCCGUGGGUCCAGUGCGACUCUUGCAACCAGUGGGUGCACCAGAUCUGCGGCCUCUUCUCCGACAAGGAGAAAGGCUCCGAGUUCCAGUGCCCCACGUGUCUGCUCCAGCUUGAAAACCGCACGGUUGCAGAUAAAAAGGUAUGGACGGCCAAGUCGUUGCCUCGAUCCAAGCUCAGCGACUACCUCGAACGACGGGUAGCCAAGGUCCUCCAAGCGGAAGACCAAGCCAUGAAGCAUGACAAGCUCAUCAUCCGCCAAGUGAGCAACAUCGACAAGACCCUCAUGGUGCGGGAUAAGAUGUACCACCGAUACAAAGACCAGGCCAAGUACCCGUCCGAGCACCGGUUCAAGUCGAAGUGUAUCUGCAUGUUCCAGGAGAUCCACGGCGUGAGCGUACUGCUCUUUGGCAUGUACGUGCACGAGUUUGACGAGCAAGAAGCCCAGUGCAACGCAAGGCGGGUGUAUGUGAGCUACCUGGACUCGGUCAACUACCUCGAGCCAGCAUAUCUUCGAACCAAGCUGUACCAUGAGAUCCUCAUUGGGUACUUGGAGUACGUCAAGCAGCGCGGGUUUCACACGGCGCACAUAUGGGCGUGUCCGCCGCUCAAGGGCGACGAUUACAUCUUGUACUGCCACCCCGAGACCCAGAAGACCCCGAAGAGCGACCGGCUGCGGCACUGGUACAUCCAGAUGCUGAUGAAAGCCAAGGAGGAAGGGAUUGUCGUGGAGAUCAACAACAUGUACGACGAGUACUGGGCCGUGGCCCACGCGUCGCCCACGGAUCUGCCGUACUUUGAAGGCGACUACUGGGUCGGGCUGGCCGAAGAGCUGAUUGAAAAGCUAGACGAAGAGGGUAAAUCGGCCAAAAAGAAAAAGGACCACAAGACCAAGAAGCCCAAACACUUGGCCAAAAAGGACGCCCGCGACGACGUCGACUUUCACGACCAGCUCAUGCACAAGCUGGGCGAGCACAUUCACCCGAUGAAGGAUGACUUCCUCGUCGUCAAGCUGCUUCCAUCUUGUACGCAGUGCAAACGUACUAUUCAUGACGGCACUAUAUGGAAGGAGAGCAAGACAUGCCUGUGCGACGGGUGCUAUCAGACCCAAAUGAGUACCCAGUCCAACGUCAAAGAGACCCCGCCGUACGUCCCCAUCAAGCUCACGCUCAAGGAAAAGUGCUCGGACCCAGAUGAUGUCGUCGAGAGCGAAAUCUUCGACACCCGCCAGGCGUUUCUAUCGCUCUGCCAAGCCAACCACUACCAGUUUGACGAGCUCCGCCGCGCCAAGCACACGUCUAUGCUCACGUUAUUCCACCUCGGCCAGCUCACCAACGGGUAUAUUUACAGCUGCAAUGUAUGCAAAGCCGACAUCAACAGCGGUACGCGGUGGCACUGCAAUACCUGCGUCGACUACGAUGUGUGCGCCAAGUGCUACGAGACCAAGGCCGCCGCCGCCCAUGGACACCCGCUUGAGGCGGUGGGAACGGUCUCGGACGUGGCCAAGAAAGCGCUGGAGGAGCGCAAGAAGAGCAUCGCUCUGCACAUGCAGCUACUGGUGCACGCCAGCAGCUGCGACGAGGGCGGGUGUGCCUCUGCCAACUGCGAAAAGAUGAAGGAACUGCUGAGACACGGGGCCCAGUGCAAGCUGCGCGCGACGGGCGGCUGCGGCGUCUGCCGGCGGGUGUGGGCACUGCUGCAGAUCCAUGCGCGGCAGUGCCGGGGCUCCGAGUGCCGCGUGCCCCGCUGCAACGACCUAAGAGAACACCUGCGCAAACUGGCGCUGCAGCAGCAACUCAUGGACGACCGCCGCCGCGCCGCCGUCACCGAGCAGUACUCGAGGCAAGCAGAAGACGACUCGACUAGUGGGGGGUGUUAGUGUAGAAUAUAUUGAAUGUCACAUCGCAUGAGUAUGAGAA
Messenger RNA from Aphanomyces astaci, 4817 nucleotides. RefSeq lists its product as hypothetical. NCBI's taxonomy places the organism in Eukaryota, Oomycota, Saprolegniomycetes, Saprolegniales, Verrucalvaceae. Gene Ontology annotation, cellular component: transcription regulator complex; histone acetyltransferase complex. The record is from RefSeq and is a predicted model, not a curated record. The transcript is spliced from 3 exons. Gene Ontology annotation, biological process: positive regulation of transcription by RNA polymerase II. The coding region runs from base 179 to 4777 and encodes 1532 amino acids. Gene Ontology annotation, molecular function: zinc ion binding; histone acetyltransferase activity; protein binding.